Messenger RNA from Cavenderia fasciculata, 1509 nucleotides. RefSeq lists its product as uncharacterized. The coding region runs from base 1 to 1509 and encodes 502 amino acids. NCBI's taxonomy places the organism in Eukaryota, Evosea, Eumycetozoa, Acytosteliales, Cavenderiaceae. The record is from RefSeq and is a predicted model, not a curated record. The transcript is spliced from 5 exons.
AUGAAUACAUCUAUAUCAUUACCACAUAGAAUAGAGGGACUUAUUAUAAAGCAUAUGUGGAAGGCAAAAUAUGCAAAGACAUUCUAUCAACGUGAAAUGAUUGAAAUGGCAACUGUAUGUUGGAGAUGGUUUGCACUCAUUUCAAAAGAAUUCUCUGAUCAAUAUAUCUUUAGAAAGAUACUAGACAAGGGAUCAGCCUUUGAAUAUCUUUAUAAGAUUGAGAAUCGGUGUUAUAAUAAUAGAGCUUCACAAAACUCCUAUUUUAAUAACCCAUUCGACAAUUUGAUGGGUGUAAAUAGUGCUGCUGCUUACUCUAUGUUCUCAAAUGUAACACAUCUCGCCAUAUGUGACCACGACGCAUUACCAGAGAGAUUGGGACUAUUCAAACUGAUCACCGAACAAGGUGGAUCGCUUCGCAAGCUGACCUACAAACAUUCAGCCCAUUUUGACCGUGUAGUGUACAAACUACUUGAUACAAAGUCAUUUAAAGAAUUACAAGAACUGGUGAUUGCACAACCAAUCAGAGAUUCUUGGGAACAUGAAGGUGUGACAAUAUUUAUCAAACAAGUAUCCUCUACACUGACCUCUCUAUCAUUGAAUCUAAACAAGAUUAAUUCAACAACAACAACAACAACAACAUUAACAACAACUCCAUUAGUUUCAGAGUCGAUUGGAUCAACUAUCUUUUCAUCAUUCAACUUUCCACUUUUGUCAUCAAUUACUCUUCGAAAUAUAGAACCAGAUUUUAAUUUUCCUUUACUUUUAAAAUUGCCCAACCUCACCAACCUCUGUUGCUCAAUGAAUACUAGAGUGAUCGAUUUCGAGAUGGACGAAAUUUCCUUUAUGUUGACCGGUGGUCAAGCCACAAUUCGAUCUCCAAGUCAGACAUUGAUCAAUUUUAUCUCGAAAACAACUUUAUUAAGAUCUCUAGAGAUCAAUGAUUUACUUGGAUCUGAAUUGCUCUCUGUAUUGGAAAAUCAAAAUAUCACAUCUAUUUCAAUUAUCUAUGAAUGUGAAAUACCAAGAUCUCGUGAUAAAGAAUCACCUUUUCCAAUUCCACCCCUUCACAAUCAAUUAGUUUCAUUUCAUCUCAAUCAAGGACCAUUUAUUUCAUACCUCAAAUUUGUUAAUCUCAUUUGGAAGGUUCCAACACAACCCAUACUCAAUUUGACAACUCUCUCGGUUGACUAUACAGACAUGUCAUUUAUUCACCAGUUGCAAGGGAAUUCAAAAUUGGGUGGCCAAAAGAGACCAAAAAGUAGUAGAAUCAAUGGCUCUACACAACCCUCGUCUGGAAAGUAUCCAAGUAUUGAAUGGUCAAGAUAUUAUCCCUCAAAAAGAACAAGAGGUUGUAUUGUUUGCACAAAUGUUAUUUACAAUGCUUCCCAAUACAUUUCAAGAAAUGUUAAUUUAAAGUUAAAUAAUAAUAAUAAUAAUAAUAAUAAUAAUAAUAAUAGAAAUAAUAAUAAUAAUAAUAAUAAUAAUAGAAAUAAUAAUAAUAAGAUAUAG